Amyelois transitella is the source of this 1176-nucleotide messenger RNA. RefSeq lists its product as uncharacterized. The record is from RefSeq and is a predicted model, not a curated record. The transcript is spliced from 3 exons. Lineage: Eukaryota; Metazoa; Arthropoda; Insecta; Lepidoptera; Pyralidae. The coding region runs from base 1 to 1176 and encodes 391 amino acids.
AUGGAUGAUAAAAAUGCAACUACAGUAGUAUUUUUCGACAUGACCCGUGCAUUUGAUCUAGUUUCUCAUAACAGACUUCUAGAGAAACUGGAGAAGUAUGGACACUCCAUCAGAAAUUGCAGGCAACGCACGACUUGUAGGACUUGUAACUACAAACAUCAUACGCUGUUACACAAUGAGAAUUUAAUCACAAAAACUGCCAUUGCUGAUUCUCCAGACUCAGAUAAAGAAUCCUGUUCAUCGGAGCCUGUCCAGAUCACUAGUAUGAAAGUAUUUUCUCCUGAAAAACAAGUCCUGCUCGCUACAGCUCAAAGAUUAUUGCAGAUGGAGAAACGAUUCAUACGUAAACCUGAAUUCCAAAGGAAAUAUACCGACUUUAUUGAUGAAUAUCAAAAUUUAGAUCAUAUGGAAGAUGUCAGUUCACAGGAGAAGAUUACUCACAAACCCUAUUAUUUACCUCAUCAUGCAGUUGUCAAUGAGUCUAGUUUGACAACUAAGUUAAGGGUCGUAUUUGAUGGAUCGGCGAAACCUGAACAUGGAACAGCACUUAAUGAUGAGCUGCUUAUAGGACCAGCUCUACAACAAGACCUACGAGAUUUAAUUUUACGUUGGCGUACACACAAGAUUUGUUUGAUUGCUGACAUUAAGCAGAUGUACCGUCAGAUUUUAAUCUCUAACAAUGAUGUGGACUACCAACGCAUUCUUUGGCGUCGUUUUCCAUUAGAAGAUGUCACUGAAAAGCGCCUACUAACAGUAACUUAUGGUACCUCUUGUGCUCCUUUCCUAGCCAUUCGCACGCUUAAACAAUUAGCUUUAGAUGAAAAGUCUGUUUAUCCAGACUGUUUUGACAUUAUUAACAACGAUUUUUACAUGGAUGAUUUAUUGACUGGUGCGAAUGACGAGGAAACAGCAGUUUAUUUACUAAGUAGAAUUACUGAAGUUUUGGCUAAAGGACAGUUUUUAAUGCAUAAGUGGGCAUCAAACAGCAGCAUGAUUUUGGCACAAAUUCCAGAUAAAGAUAAAGUCGCAAAUGAAUGUAUCGAUAUCACUAUAGAAAAUACUAUUGAAGCAUUAGGUAUUAAAUGGAACUCGCGGUUAGAUGUCUUUGAUGUCACAGAUACAGUUAAACCUUUUACAAAGUGCUGUCUAAUAUCGCUAGAAUCUUUGACCCCUUAG